AUGGCGAGGAGUUUGCGUCUACUGAAACGGACAUUUAAUAAGUUUAAUGAAUCCUGUGUUAGAUAUAAUAGUGUGUGGACAAGUGAUGGAAUAAUAAAUUCGCCAUAUGAAAAAAUAAAGGACAUACCAAAUAUUACAGUUUACGAAUAUAUAUGGCAAAAUUUGGAUAAAUGGCCCGAACGGACGGCUUCGAUAUGUUCAGCCACUGGACGUGGGUACACCUAUGAACAAGCAUUCAAAUUAUCAAAUACGUUCGCUGCUAAUCUCAGGAGAAAAUUAAACAUUCGUGAUGGCGACACAGUUGCGGUUAUCCUGCCGAAUGUCCCCGAUUUUCCACUGGUUGCUUUGGGUAUUUUGGAAGCUGGCGGAGUUAUUACAACCGUCAAUCCUAUUUACACUGCACAUGAAAUCCAACGUCAACUUCUGAUGUCUGAUGCAAAAGUUGUUGUGACACUCCCAGAUAGAGUUGGUGUAGUUCGAGAUGCUUUAAAAAUAGCCAAACUUAAUUUACCAAUAAUAGUUGUGAAAACAAACGGAGAAUCCACAACUGAUGGAACAAUAGCAUUUAAUGAACUAAGCGAAGAUGUUCACGUUGACAAAUCGUGUCUAAAAGAAGUAAAACGAAAUAUAAAUGAUAUUUGCUUUCUUCCUUAUUCAAGUGGUACCACUGGGCUGCCAAAAGGAGUUGAACUGACGCAUAAAAACAUUAUUGCUAAUUGUGAACAGAUUAAUGAACCAGAGAUAAUGUGUCACAAUGAAACUACAGCAAAACACCAAGAUUCGGUUUUAGCGGUUCUGCCAUACUUCCAUAUUUAUUCAGCAUCGGUGCUGAUGUUCCACAAGAUGUCGCAGGGAAUCAAGUUGGUUGCGGUUCCGAAGUUUCAGCCAGAGGCAUUUCUACACGCUCUUGAAAAGUUCAAAGUUAAUGUCCUGUUCUGUGCUCCUCCAAUAGUGUUUCUGAUGGCGUCACACCCGGCGGCGAAUUCAAAGACAUACCAAUAUUUAGACAUAGUACUUAAUGGUGCAGCUCCCAUGGCAGCGUCUGAUGCUGAUCGGUUUCUUGCUAAAGUGGAGCGGAACAUCCGUUUUGGACAAGGAUACGGCCUUACGGAGACUUCACCGGUUGUGUGUGUAGGUGCAAAGGGGUGUAGAGACUAUAGUGUUGUUGGCAAUGCUGUACCUAGUACGGAACUUAAAAUUGUCGACCAAGACUUGAAAGCUUUGGGACCUAAUCAGCUCGGUGAACUUUUGAUACGAGGUCCUCAAGUCAUGAGAGGAUACAGGAAUAAUCCUGAAGCGACCGCUGCAACAUUCAGCGAUGAUUGGUUUAGAAGUGGUGACGUCGCUGUUGCCGAUGAGAAUGGAGUCAUCAAAAUUGUUGAUAGAUUUAAGGAGCUUAUUAAGGUGAAAGGAUUCCAAGUACCUCCAGCUGAGCUAGAGGCAGUUCUUCGCGACCAUCCUUCAGUGAAAGAUGCGGCUGUCAUUGGAGUUCCACAUUCCAGCAAAGGAGAAGCACCGAAGGCCUUCAUAGUACUUAAAAAUGACGCCAAAGCUAACGUUAAAGACAUCACCAGUUUUGUCAACGAGAGAGUAGCUUCAUAUAAACAAGUGAAUGACGUAGUGUUUAUAGAUUCUAUACCGAAAACAGCAUCAGGAAAGAUACUCAGGAAGGAAUUGAAGGAGAUGAAUUGA
Molecule: messenger RNA, 1692 nt
Organism: Pieris macdunnoughi
Lineage: Eukaryota; Metazoa; Arthropoda; Insecta; Lepidoptera; Pieridae
Source: the annotation of a GenBank genome assembly